Molecule: messenger RNA, 1887 nt
Organism: Miscanthus lutarioriparius
Lineage: Eukaryota; Viridiplantae; Streptophyta; Magnoliopsida; Poales; Poaceae
Source: the annotation of a GenBank genome assembly
AUGUACUACUACAAGAGCGCCACAGCUGAUACAGUUCCUAUGCUUCUACUUCUACUCUUCGGCCUCACAGUUCUGCUGCAAUUUCAAGGCAAGGCGGUGGUGGCUUUGCCAGGCUCCAGCUGCCAGAGAUGGUGCGGCGAUGUUGAAAUUGCAUACCCAUUUGGGAUUGGUGCUCGCUGUGCAAUGAAAGGAUUUGAGCUCAACUGCGACAAUACUAAGGAUGGCCGCAGCUUCUUAACGGCCUUCGGUGGAAUUCCAGUGCGGAAUAUAUCGCUGCUCGAUGGCCAGGUUCGGAUCAUGAAACACAUCUCAUCCAUGUUCUACAAUCGCUCGACCAAGGAGAUACACUACAGUAUAUGGGGCAGGAAUCUCAACAACACGCCAUUUAGAUAUUCAGGGAACUCCAACAUGUUUACGGUUAUUGGUGUCAACACUUUCGCAUCCAUGACAGACAAUUAUAAUGUGAUUUUUGGGUGUGUAUCAGAGAACUCAUCCUACAGCAACCUCAAGGCACAAGAUGGGAACAGUGGAGGCUACCUCUGCAACUGCACCAAAGGAUACAAGGGCAAUCCUUACCUUCCUCAUGGAUGCCAAGAUAUCAAUGAGUGUGCUGCCAAACCACCUCCAUGCGCUGGCUGCAAGAACACACCUGGAGCUUACUCUUGUCCGAGAUCCUUGAACGUUGUGGCACUAGCUGUGGGUUCAAGCAUCGGGGUUGCAAUUGUGGCCAUAGCCAUUUCCUGCACAUACUUGAUCCAUGAAAGGAAGAAGUUGGACAAAAUCAAGCGGAAGUAUUUCCAUCAGCAUGGUGGGAUGCUUCUAUUGCAGGAGAUAAGUUUAAAGCAAGGAACUGCUUUCACCAUCUUCACAGAAGCAGAGCUCAUUGAUGCAACAGACAAAUUUGACAACAGGAACAUCCUUGGCCGUGGUGGCCAUGGCACUGUGUACAAGGGCAUGCUCAAGGAAGGCAGUCUGAUCGCAGUCAAACGGUGUGUAUCAAUGACCAGUGAGCAGCAAAAGAAGGAGUUCGGCAAAGAGAUGUUAAUCCUUUCCCAGAUCAAUCACAAGAACGUUGUUAAGCUACUGGGCUGCUGCCUCGAGGUAGAGGUUCCAAUGCUAGUCUAUGAGUUCAUCCCCAACGGCACACUAUUUCAGUUCAUCCAUGGUAGCAAUGGCUGCCACAACAUCCCCUUCUCAACUCGCUUACACAUUGCCCUCGAGUCUGCUGCAGCCUUAGCUUACCUACAUUCGUGGGCUUCACCUCCAAUCCUUCAUGGUGAUGUGAAAUCAUCCAAUAUACUCCUUGACGAGAACUAUGCAGCUAAGGUAUCAGACUUUGGGGCUUCGAUACUGGCACCAACUGAUGAGUCUCAGUUUGUCACACUUGUGCAAGGGACUUGCGGUUACUUAGACCCUGAGUAUAUGCAGACGUGCCAGUUGACGGAUAAGAGUGAUGUUUACAGUUUUGGGGUCGUUCUCCUGGAGCUUCUCACUGGCAAGAAGGCAUUCAACCUUGAUGGGCCUGAAAACGAGAGGAGCCUUUCAUUACGCUUCUUAUGCGCUAUGAAGGAAGGCAGACUCAUGGACAUCAUUGACAACCGCAUUAAGAAUGAGAUCGACAUGGGGUUGCUUGAGGAGGUCGCGGAGCUUGCGAGUCAGUGCCUAGAGAUGGUUGGCGAGAGGCGACCGGCAAUGAGAGAUGUGGCCGAGAAGCUGGACAGGCUCAGCAAGGUCAUGCAGCACCCUUGGGUGCCUGCGCAACAUCAUCCUGAAGAGAUGGAGAGCCUGCUUGAGGAGUCGUCAAUGGUUAGUUUGGAGAUGAUAGGCACAGAAAAUUUCAGCACGGAGAAGAGGAUUGUGCAAGGGCUGCUGGAGUCUGGACGUUAG